Haplochromis burtoni (Burton's mouthbrooder) is the source of this 1966-nucleotide messenger RNA. RefSeq names its product GTPase IMAP family member 7. Lineage: Eukaryota; Metazoa; Chordata; Actinopteri; Cichliformes; Cichlidae. The transcript is spliced from 4 exons. Gene Ontology annotation, molecular function: GTP binding. Bases 500 to 1273 code for a protein of 257 amino acids. The record is from RefSeq and is a predicted model, not a curated record.
GUUUUGCUGCUUGUCUAAGGGAAUGUCUCACGGUAAGUUCACUUGUAGACUUUUCUUUUAUUUGCAUUAGUUAAAAAACCAUUGUUAAUGAAUAAAAUUUAGAUAUAAGGAAAGAUGUUUAAUGAUUACCUAAACAUGAGAUACAGUAUUACAGACAAAUGAUUUCAUGUUUGUCUAAUGAGCUUGGAAAGACGUUUUUCUUUCCAGUCUCCUUAGACUUAUAACCUUCUCAGACGAGUUCAUGUUUGUUUUCACAGACAACAUACAUGAUUUUUACUGCACAACACUGGGGGAAUACUUGUCAUAGUAACUUUACAGUUUACACUGCUAAAGUGUUUGACAAAGCCUUGAAAACUGAUAUAGCAUCUUGUGUAAACAGUUAUCUGUUUUUUUUACCCAAAAGAAAACUUAUGAAAUAUAAAUAAAUGAAGGUGAAGAGUUCAGAAUUCUGCUGCCACUGACCUAUGAACCUACAGAUUACUCCUCCUAAUCCUGCACCAUGAGCUGCCUGCCCUUCAAACUGGAAAAAAGGGCUAAACAGACAAAAUCCAGACCAUCAGAGGCAACUAGCAAGAGAUUUGGCCAUAAAUCACAAACCACAGCUAGGCUACACACUCACACUGACACAGCAACGAGAGGUGGCAAACAUAAAGAAAAGCCCUACAGUGACCCUAAGAAGAGUUCAAAAAGAGGACAUGCUGGCACCACAGUGAACCUUGUUCUUCUGGGAAUGUCUGGGACUGGAAAGAGUGCCAGUGGGAACACCAUCCUUGGACAGAAACACUUUGUUUCUAGACCCAGUUCAACGGCGGUCACCAAAAAGUGCCAGAUGGAAGAAACUGAGAAGGAAGGUGUACACUUAUGUGUGAUUGAUACCCCAGACAUCUUUGAUGAUGACAUGAAAUCAUCAGUUAGGGACAAACAUGUAAAAAGGUGCAAACAGCUCUAUGAGUCAGAACUCUGUGUGUUUGUACUUGUGAUGCAUGUGAGCAGAUUUACAGAUGGUGAGAGAGACAUACUGGAAAAGUUAGAAAAAGCUUUUGGGAGGGAAGCUGGAGAACGAACAAUUAUCCUGUUCACCCGAGGAGACGACCUACAACAGGCAGGACUGGGGUUGGAGGAUUUUUUACAUACCUGUCAACCUGAUCUGAAGAAAAUACUUGAAAAGUGUGGCAACAGGUGUGUUCUCUUUGAGAACCACAGAUCAGAUUCAGCUCAAGUGGAAAAGCUAAUGGACAACGUGAUCAGGGUGACAGAAGAAAAGCAAAAAUGAUGACUUCAUUUAUCAGAUCAGAGCACUAAAAUACGUGCCAUUUCCUGCCUCAAGUAAUAAAUAUGUUAGAGCAUUAGUCUGUUUCUUAAAGUGCUGUAUAUUGGAUUUAUAAAUAGCUUCACGUGUCUUAUUUUACAAUGUUCCAAAGUAGCCUACAUCCAACCAAGAUGCCACGUAGCCUGUUUCCUGCUUCAUGUCUUCCUUGUGUUUUCUAGUCUCAUUGUUUUCACAGUGUUUCAUUGUAUUUUUAUGGAUUUUGGUUUUCCUUCAAUAAAAGAUCCCUGUCUGUCUGCAUUAGGGUUCUGAUUCCACAGUCUAACCUGACAAAUGGGAUUUUAUUUAUUUAUAAUAGUCACACCAGUUUUAAGAUGACACAUCAUAAACGCAUAUUCGUCUUCCUUUGAUGAUUGUAGCGUGUGUGUCUGUUCACCAACUCCUGUGAGAUGCCUUGAUCAGAUACACUAUGAUACCAGAAUUAUCAACAAGCACCGAGAAUCCAGUCUGACAAAUGAAUAUUUUAAGAUUGUUAACAAUAUUCUGAAUUUCAGUUUCAAGUUAGCUUGAAAAUUCAAUGAUACUUUAUGCAGUUCUACCUCUGCUGCUGAGUGGAAAUGUAGGUACUAGAACACAGGAUACACACCAAGAAUACUUCUUCAGACUAACAAAUUAAUAAAGUUUGAUGUGCUUCAAAAC